GCACCCAAUGAACGACGUCUCCUGGCGUUUUUCCCCCAGCUCUGGGACCGCAUUGCUACAAAGUUUACUGAAGCUACAUUUGAGUGCUAUCGGCAGAGAUUUGAUUUUAUGACAUAUUUGUAGCGCUUGAGAAGUUUGUUUUCCAAUUCAAACCACCUUAAUGACUUUAUAAUCCGCUGUGCGCAUGCUCUGGAGGCGAGAAAGGCUCAGUGACUUGUUCGGAAACACAAAGCUCAGUGUUUUUUCUGCUGUCGUUGUAGUGGUUCACGGUUUUUUCUUCUGUUGCUGAUCGAUGAGGAGGUUUUUGACUCGCUAACAGCAGCACGAGUGUUGCUCCUACGUUGCAUGUAUGGCAUGUGCUCUCAUUUACUCAAACUUUUACAGCGUUACAUUACACAGCUACUUUAAAGUUUUCAGCUUCUUACCAAAACAAUGCGUGUAGUGUUGGGGGUUGAAGUGUAGCCUACCCAUAGUGUUGAAUUUAACACAGAAACUAAGGAUAAAACGCACGAUUCUGACGUUAUUUUGGAGAAACGUAACCCACAACCACAUUGUCUUCAUAGCAACAUGCCCAUUAGGCGUUUUGGGGGUCACAGGUCUCUUGUCUCUCACUCUCAAAUUUCUAAGCUGUCGUAUGGUUACACCAGGAUGAAUGUUUCAAGGACUGGAUACCGUGUUUUCUCUGCCAACUCCACUACCGCCUGCACAGAGCUGGCUAAGAAGAUAACGGAACGUCUAGGCGUGGAGUUGGGCAAGUCAGUGGUUUUCCAAGAGUCAAACAAAGAGACUAGAGUGGACGUGAAAGAGUCAGUCCGUGGACAAGACAUCUUCAUCAUUCAGACCAUUCCCAGAGAUGUCAACACGGCCAUCAUGGAGCUGCUGGUCAUGGCGUACGCCCUGAAGACCUCCUGUGCCAAGAACAUCAUCGGGGUCAUUCCUUACUUUCCUUACAGCAAGCAGUGCAAGAUGAGAAAGAGAGGAUCCAUCGUCUGCAAACUGCUUGCAUCCAUGUUAGCUAAAGCUGGUCUAACCCACAUCAUCACCGUGGACCUCCACCAGAAAGAAAUCCAGGGAUUCUUCAGCUUCCCUGUCGACAACCUGAGAGCUUCCCCCUUCCUCAUUCAGUACAUUCAGGAGGAGAUCCCAGACUACAGGAACGCUAUAAUUGUUGCAAAGUCCCCUUCAGCUGCCAAGAGAGCUCAGUCCUACGCUGAAAGGCUGCGGCUGGGCCUGGCAGUGAUGCACGGGGAGGCCAACCAUGCGGAGUCAGACAUGGCCGACGGGCGACAGUCUCCACCCUUGUCCCGCACCACCACAGGACACACAGGCCUGGAGCUGCCAUUAAUGAUGGCCAAGGAGAAACCACCAAUCACUGUUGUCGGAGAUGUAGGAGGCAGAAUCGCCAUCAUUAUUGACGACAUCAUAGACGAUGUGGAGGACUUUGUGGCAGCAGCAGAGAUCUUGAAGGAAAGAGGAGCCUACAAAAUUUACAUCAUGGCCACACAUGGUCUGCUGUCUGCGGAGGCACCCAGACUAAUAGAGGAGUCUGCCAUCGACGAGGUGGUGGUGACCAACACUGUUCCUCAUGAGGUGCAGAAGCUGCAGUGUCCAAAGAUCAAGACUGUGGAUGUCAGUAUGAUCCUGGCCGAGGCCAUCAGACGCAUCCACAAUGGAGAGUCCAUGGCCUAUCUGUUCCGCAACAUCGCUGUAGAUGACUGAGGCAACACACACACAUAAAUUCACAUUCCUGCUUUACCAACAUUACCAAGAACACACACUCUGAUGACCAAGAUCCAGGUUAACUCCGGCACGAGCUUUAUUUUGUUGCUCCUGUUUGCUGAUAAACAUGUUAACAGAAAUUGGCUGUUUUAUGUGUUUGCUGUACACUUGAAGCAAAUGCUUAAUUUCUCUGUUACAUAGUGGGACUGCACUAACAAUACAAACUGUUACACUUCACUAAUAUAUGCUUCCUUUCAUUUGAAUACAUAAACAGCACAACUAACUGUAUCGUGCAGCCUCUCAGUAAGCUGCAGAAUUUGGCAAAUAAAAUGAUUAUUUUGUGGUGA
Notolabrus celidotus (New Zealand spotty) is the source of this 2066-nucleotide messenger RNA. Its product is annotated as phosphoribosyl pyrophosphate synthase-associated protein 1-like. NCBI's taxonomy places the organism in Eukaryota, Metazoa, Chordata, Actinopteri, Labriformes, Labridae. Gene Ontology annotation, molecular function: magnesium ion binding; ribose phosphate diphosphokinase activity. The record is from RefSeq and is a predicted model, not a curated record. Gene Ontology annotation, biological process: purine nucleotide biosynthetic process; 5-phosphoribose 1-diphosphate biosynthetic process. The coding region runs from base 568 to 1719 and encodes 383 amino acids. Gene Ontology annotation, cellular component: cytoplasm; ribose phosphate diphosphokinase complex. The transcript is spliced from 10 exons.